Ruditapes philippinarum (Manila clam) is the source of this 4120-nucleotide messenger RNA. Its product is annotated as deoxynucleoside triphosphate triphosphohydrolase SAMHD1-like. Gene Ontology annotation, molecular function: dGTPase activity. Gene Ontology annotation, cellular component: nucleus. The transcript is spliced from 15 exons. NCBI's taxonomy places the organism in Eukaryota, Metazoa, Mollusca, Bivalvia, Venerida, Veneridae. Gene Ontology annotation, biological process: dGTP catabolic process. Bases 206 to 1942 code for a protein of 578 amino acids. The record is from RefSeq and is a predicted model, not a curated record.
CAUUUGUUAGUUUAAGAUAUAUAUACCAUAUUUCUUUAAGCACAUAAUCAUUCGUUGCUAAAGAUUUUUACACCAUAACAGAACAUUCAACGGACAUAUUAACUUCUUUUUAUGUAAAUAGAUUAUCUUAGGAAUUAAAUUCGCUAAUCUUGCAAUAGAUGACAAGAAUUCAUAUGCUAUUUGAAACUGAACCCAACAAGAAUACAUGGCUUCUUCGUUACAAAACCAACAGACAACAGCUGAAAAGAGACGAAGUUUGCAAGACCAGGCAAAUAAAUUAUAUACAAACAGGAAAGUAUUCCAGGAUCUCAUUCAUGGAAAAAUAGAGUUACACCCGGUGUGUGUUCGUAUCAUUAACACACCUCAAUUUCAUCGUCUCCGAUACAUCAAACAAAUAGGGACCUGCUAUUAUGUGUACCCAACGGCCUGUCACAACAGAUUUGAACAUUCUAUAGGUGUAUGUUACCUCGCCGGAAAACUGGUCCGAAAACUCAAAGAACGACAGCCAGACGAAAACAUAACAGACGUAGAUAUCUUAUGCGUAGAAAUUGCCGGAAUCUGUCAUGAUCUAGGCCAAGGACCAUUUUCUCAUGUAUUUGAAAAGAAGUUUAUGCCGGAAAUGGGAAUUAACUUUUCUCAUAAAGCUACUGCAAGAAAAAUGUUUGAGUACAUGUUAGAAUAUGGUGAUGAGAGAACAUUGAAGGACGAGAUACAAAAUAUUCUAAACGAAUGUCAGUUUCCGAGGUUUGAGGAAAAUGAUUUUGAAUUCAUCAAAGAAAUGAUUGGUGAUCCGAAAGAUAUUUCAACUGGUUUAUGGCCAUACAAGGGGCGAACAGAAGAUAAAAGUUUUUUGUAUGAGAUUGUUGCAAAUGAUAGAAACGGUGUUGAUGUUGAUAAAUGGGAUUGUCUAGCACGUGACAGUCAUAUGCUUAGAUUGCAUAUGACGUUAGAUUACGAGAGAUGCUUUACUAGUGCUCGAGUUAUUCAAAGCAAUGGGGCCGAUGGGAGUAAUGGAAAUAAUGAUGAACAUGCUUUAGUUCCUCGGAAGCAAAUUUGCUAUAGAGAAAAAGACGCUAUAGACUUAUAUGACAUGUUUUACGCAAGACUGAACUUACAUAGACGGGCUUAUCAGCACAAGACGCAUACAGUUAUUGGCCUUAUGAUUUGCGAUGUCUUGAAAGCAGCAAAUGAUUCCAUAUUAAUUGGAGGGAAAAAAAUUACAGAGACAGUGGACGACAUGGAGGCAUUCACACUUUUGACAGACGAUGUCCUUCAGCUGAUUAUGCAUAAAAAGAAGGAAGAAGACUCAAGAGGCAAAGACAACGAACAACUUGACAGAGCAUAUCAACUGAUACAAGAUAUCAUGAACAGAAGGCUGUACAAAUGUGUUUUCGAAACACACUGUAAGGAUAAAAAGCUUACAAAAGCAGACGUAUUAGAUGGACUGAAAAAUUGUUUGAAAGACAAAGGUGUUCCAGAAAAUUUUUUCAUCGUUGAUGUUGUGAAAUUUAACUACGGUAUGGAAAAUAGAAAUCCUUUGGAGAAAGUACGAUUUUAUAAGAAGGACGAAUUGGAUAAAACUUUCAAAUUAACAAAGGAACAGGUUUCGUUUGUUCUUCCCGACACUUUUGAGGAGCGUAUUAUACGUAUCUAUUGUAAUAUGAAGGACGACUCUGAAAAGGAAAUCGUGUUAAAAGUGGCAGAACCGUUUGCAAAGUGGUGUAAAGACAAUCAAUGUACCGAUCCAGAGGUCAAAUUUCAUCAAAGAAAGCCGAAUAUUAGAGAUUUAAGCCAACCGGAAGGCUCAGACACACACGGAAUCUUAUAUGAACGUACACAUAAACCCUUACCCGAACCUUCAUCAGGUCUAUCAAGUCUAGAUCAGCCAAGAUCUUAUGACGGAGAAGGGAUAGAUGUACGAUCACAAACAACAGACCAGUAAAAGAUACUGAGAUACAUGUCAAAGUAUGAUGGAUAUACCGUCAACAUUUUUAUACAAUUUCCGUUACUUGAUAUAAAAACGUUCGUUUGUAUGAUAUUUCAUUGUAGUAUAUAUUCAUCACCUUUACUAUUUAAGAUACAAUGGAUUACAUAAUCUGUUUAAUCUUGAUUUGUAAAACAAUUUGUGGCCUCAUUACACUUGAGUCGAUGACCCUUUCUUGUUUUAAUUAUAAGGUAACGCUUGAGAGAUACAAAAACCAAUAUUAUGAUGGUUCAUAAAAAGGUGAUCAGUUGACAAAAUGUAGUGUCAUUUAUAAUCUAUCUCUCUUAGAAGCAUAAACAAACUGCUUUAGCAGUAAAAAAAUGUUUUGUUAAGAUGUUUUUGUUGUAACAGUUGUUGUUCUUUUACUAUGCAUGUAUAUUUUGUCAUUUUAUUCACUAAUAUAUAAAUAAGAAUAUGAAUUAUGCACUUUUUCAUGCAUUAAAAUCUGCAGAAAAUCGAGGAAAUUAGUAAGUUCGAAGGCUUCCGCAGAUGUAAAUGCGUGAUAAAAGACAAAUUAACCUGCGUUUUAACGGUUUAGACGGAUUCAUUUUCUUUUAGUUUUAAGUUUUCACCAUGCUUUCCAUGUUUACCUGCCAUGUUAUUUGACAGUUAUGUUUUGAUACUUUUCCAGUACCGGGACAGUUAUUGAAAGUAAUAUGUAUACCCAUCCAAAUGUAUAUAGUGAGUAAACCAGUGAAAGUCGAAUUAUGUUUAGAUUUUAGCAUAAAUCCUUUCAAUUUUACGAUUUACUUCGCAUGAACGACAAAAAACUCACAUGGUCUAAAGAAAUUUCUAUAAUAGCCAAUAUUCAAUUUUGUAAAAAGAUGGGACAAGCUUUUUUAUUUUACUAUAGGAAGAUUUAUAUUUCAUCCUAAACAUGUUUCAACAUCAACUGUUGGUCCAUCACCGUUAUCAUAGUAAUUUGUUUAAAAUAAAAUGACAAUUUAAUUGAACUUGACAUAGAAAAUAUGAGCAUAAUGUCACUUGAAGUAAACUAGUUUUAUAUGACGUCAUAACCACGUAAAACGUGCAACAUUGGCUCGUUCUCGCUUGAUUUUAAUAUUUUUAUGAAUGUUUCCUAAUCCGCAUAUGUAUAAUAUCUGAACUUUUUAAUGCAGACAUACAUGUUCUAAUGGUUUUUAUUAUUGGACAUAGCUUACUGCACAAGGUUUUGUUGUGUCUGUACUUUUAUACAUGUUCAAAGCGUAUAUCAUUAGUCAAUUUUCAACAGCAGCCUUAACAAUUAGGUCGCACAUGUCCAUUUGAACAGAUUAUUAUCUCGAAGGUAAAUAAUAAGAUACAAUUUAAAGGUAUGGCCUUAAUCGUAUAGUUUGUACAUUUAAACGCGUUUCAAACGACCUCCAAAAGAAUUCUGUGCAUGUUAAUCUUCAGUGGCUGUUAUAUACCUAGGUGUCCAUUGAAUUUAUAUUUGAAACAUCAUAAGGAUAUAUAAAAAAUAUCGGAAUGUACGAGAUGAAUGAAAUAAAGUGACAAUCGGUCCUUUUGGCAUAGAACCUAAACGACAUAGUAAUUGGUUUUGUGCGAAUUUAAAGAAACAGAAUAAGUGAAAACAUCAGAUAACUUUGUGUCAUGCGCUAAGAGUUUUUUUUUUACAUAAAUACUCGUACUUCUGAAAAUUAUAUAUAUUUAUUUAUUCUUACUAUAUAUAAAUGACUAAAUUUACUCGUAUUAUGAUUUUUAGAUAUGGUAAAUCUAUGUCACAUUCAAAAUUGUCUUUAUGUUUAUAUCAUUAUAAACAUUAAUUAGUUAAUUAGUAAAAGUCUGACAUCGUAUCUGUUUAAGAGGUAAGCUUACAACUGAGCAGAUGGUUCUACAAAUCAUUUUUAUACAUAUUUUGUAUCAUUUAUUGUACUGUAUCUUAUUGUAACUUAUUGUAUCACCUUUUCUUGGAUUGGUUUCUUUUAUUAAAGGAUGAGCAUUUUACAAAAAGGAAUUUGAAGAAAUAUAAAUGUAGUAACAUCAAAAUCCUAAAUUAUUUUUUUAUUCUUGUCAUUUACAAUAUCUAAAACAUCAGCCAAUCUUAGUUGCUUUCUUCUUUUGUCAACAAUGACAUACCUGACAGAUUACACUGGUUGAUGCUAUCUUCUUGAGCUAAAAAUGAUUAACAGUUCAGGA